This is a messenger RNA of Symphalangus syndactylus (siamang), 1118 nucleotides long. Its product is annotated as large ribosomal subunit protein eL32-like. Gene Ontology annotation, biological process: translation. Gene Ontology annotation, molecular function: structural constituent of ribosome. Gene Ontology annotation, cellular component: cytosolic large ribosomal subunit; ribosome. The record is from RefSeq and is a predicted model, not a curated record. Lineage: Eukaryota; Metazoa; Chordata; Mammalia; Primates; Hylobatidae.
CGAGAAAAAGGGGCCUCCUUUUUCUCUGCUAGAGUAGGGGCUGGGCGGGGAUGAUAUGUAGUGACCCUGGAAGAGUAGCCUGACACCUGCCCCUCAGGAGAAGAAGUCCAGGAUCAGCUCUGGGAAAGCGCAGGCGGGGCCUGAGGGUCGUCUCAGCUCAUUUGGAGCCCUAGGGGGCGGGCCCGGCGGGGGCCAGGAGGAAGGAUGUGGAGAAGGGGAAUGUUGGUGGGGACCCUUAAGGGUGGGGAGAGCCCUUUACCAUGAGGACUCGCCGUGUGACCUUGGGCGAAGGUGUCACAGACCUGGAUUCCUCACUGUUAAAACCAGGAUAGCAAUAUUUGGCUCACCGCCCUCAGUGGGUUGAGGGGAAAAUCAGAAGUAGAUACUUUGUAACUUGUAAACUUCCAGCAGAUGUCAAGGUCAGAAGCUGAACAAAUGUCUGAGAACCCCAGAUUAUUUUGGUAGCAAGUGUCAAAAAUAUUUGCGGCAACAGUAUCUCGGAGUGGGAGAGGAGGAUAGCCUAGGUCCUGGAGCUAGAUAGAAGAUAAAGAGUCCGCUCUCUUCCUCGGCGCUGCCUACGAAGGUGGCAGCCAUCUUCUCCUCGGCAUCAUGGCCGCCCUCAGACCCCUUGUGAAGCCCAAGAUCGUCAAAAAGAGAACCAAGAAGUUCAUCCGGCACCAGUCAGACCGAUAUGUCAAAAUUAAGCGUAACUGGCGGAAACCCAGAGGCAUUGACAACAGGGUUCGUAGAAGAUUCAAGGGCCAGAUCUUGAUGCCCAACAUUGGUUAUGGAAGCAACAAAAAAACAAAGCACAUGCUGCCCAGUGGCUUCCGGAAGUUCCUGGUCCACAACGUCAAGGAGCUGGAAGUGCUGCUGAUGUGCAACAAUGGAAUUUUCCAAGUGUGUUCAGGGCUGUCUUGCUCCUUACCUACUUGAUUCUCUUACAGAUCUUACUGUGCCGAGAUCGCUCACAAUGUUUCCUCCAAGAACCGCAAAGCCAUCGUGGAAAGAGCUGCCCAACUGGCCAUCAGAGUCACCAACCCCAAUGCCAGGCUGCGCAGCGAAGAAAAUGAGUAGGCAGCUUGUGUGCACAUUUUCUGUUUAAAUAAAUGUAAAAA